Messenger RNA from Neogale vison (American mink), 3578 nucleotides. It is a transcript of the gene RP2, whose product is annotated as RP2 activator of ARL3 GTPase. Gene Ontology annotation, cellular component: cilium; periciliary membrane compartment. The record is from RefSeq and is a predicted model, not a curated record. Gene Ontology annotation, molecular function: GTPase activator activity. Gene Ontology annotation, biological process: post-Golgi vesicle-mediated transport. NCBI's taxonomy places the organism in Eukaryota, Metazoa, Chordata, Mammalia, Carnivora, Mustelidae. The transcript has 5 exons. Bases 145 to 1197 code for a protein of 350 amino acids.
CCUGGCGGGCUAACCCGGGCUGGGGACGGCUGGGCCGUUUCGCUGGGCGGUGUCCGGAGAGCUGCGGGGCCCGGGCGCCCGGGGUUCACGCCACACUCCCAGGGGAUACCUGAACCAGCGGGCCGGCGGGAAGUGGCCGGGACCAUGGGGUGCUUCUUCUCCAACAGGCGGAAGGCUGAGAAGGAGUCGCAGCCCGAGGGCGGGGAGGGGCGACCGAAGCAGUACAGCUGGGACCAGCGCGAGAAGGUUGAUCCAAAAGACUACAUGUUCAGUGGCCUGAAGGAUGAAACAGUAGGUCGCCUACCUGGCCAAGUGGCGGGACAACAGUUUCUCAUUCAAGACUGUGAGAACUGUAACAUCUAUAUCUUUGAUCACUCUGCUACGAUUACUAUUGAUGACUGUACUAACUGUGUGAUUUUUCUGGGACCUGUGAAAGGCAGUGUGUUUUUUCGGAAUUGCAGAGAUUGCAAGUGUACGCUAGCCUGCCAACAGUUUCGUGUGCGGGAUUGUAGAAAGCUGGAAGUCUUUCUGUGCUGUGCCACUCAACCCAUCAUUGAGUCUUCCACAAACAUCAAGUUUGGCUGCUUCCAAUGGUACUACCCCGAGUUAGCAUUCCAGUUCAAGGACGCGGGGCUGAGUAUCUUCAAUAAUACCUGGAGCAACAUUCAUGACUUUACCCCCGUGUCAGGAGAGCUCAACUGGAGCCUUCUUCCCGAGGAUGCUGUAGUUCAAGACCAUGUUCCUCUGCCUACUACCGAAGAGCUCAAAGCAGUCCGUGUUUCCACAGAAGCCAAUAGAAGUAUCGUUCCAGUAUCUCGGGGUCAGAGGCAGAAGAGCAGUGAUGAGUCAUGCUUAGUGGUAUUAUUUGCUGGUGAUUACACUAUCGCAAAUGCCAGAAAACUAAUUGAUGAGAUGGUCGGUAAAGGCUUUUUCCUAGUUCAGACAAAGGAAGUAUCAAUGAAAGCCGAGGAUGCUCAAAGGGUUUUUGGGGAAAAAGCACCUGACUUCCUUCCUCUUCUGAACAAAGGUCCCGUUAUUGCCUUGGAGUUUAAUGGAGAUGGAGCUGUAGAAGGAUGCCAACUUAUCGUCAAUGAGAUAUUCAAUGGAACCAAGAUGUUUGUAUCAGAAAGCAAGGAGACAGCAUCUGGAGAUGUAGACAGCUUCUACAACUUUGCUGACAUACAGAUGGGAAUAUGAAGUGCAAUGUGGAACCAAGGACUUGGUAUUAAGCCCUUUUAAAUUUGUGUAUUAGCAAUGAAUUUUACUAAUGAUGAAACUGUUAAUGACUAUUUUUUAGUAAAUGAUUGAAUACCACAUCGUUUACUUCAGGUUCAGAAAUUGUUUUGGGAUACCUGGUUGGUUCAGUCGGUAGAGCAUAGAAUUCUUGAUCUCAGGGUUGUGAGUUCAAGCUCUGUGUUGGGCCUGGAGCCUACCAAAAAAAAAAAAAGUUCAUUUUAAAUUCAGUGGUUUUAAUCAGCUUAGAAACUAUUUAACCUACUUCAAUAAGGUUGUGGUUUUGUUUCUCUGCUUAUGAUCAUUAUUAGAACAUAGAAGUGGCUUGCAGGUCAUGAUUUUAAUCCUAAUUUUUCUUUUAAUUCUCUAAGAAUUUAAACUUUCUUCAGUGCUCCAUAUUGUUUGAGAAUACAUUCCAUUGCUUCUUUUCUUUUUUUAUCGAGAGAUUUGUUACUAGCUGAUCAUUUAGAAUGAACCUCUACACAUUUUUUUCGUGUAUACAUAGCCAAUUAAGUAAUUGCUUCCUAGUUGCAUAAUGUGGCAAAUGAGAUUUUGUAUGCAGAAUUGAUAUAAUACUUUGUAAAUUGAAUUUUUUUUAAUUAAUAGGGAUUUGAUAACCAGUUUUGCAAUUAACUCUACUAACUGAUGUUGGUAUAGCUGUUUAAAGACUACUUUGUGAGUAGUAUGAUUAUGUGAAUAAAUUCCACACCGUUUAGUUUUUUUAACGCAACUGCUAGGUGACUCUUCUGCUUCCUGGUAAGAAAAGGUGUAUGCAGUACUUAAAAGUAUAGAAACCUGAUCACCGGCAGGUUUUAGAAAAGUGAAAUUACUAGCUCUUGUGGUUUAUCAGGAGAAUUAGGACAAAAUCUUGUGACAUUUAAAUGUCAUGAAAUGCUUAGGCAUGAUGAUAAGCUAGGCAGAUAUUUUUUUAAAAAACUAGAGAAAUUUGAUUUCCAGCAGAUUUACCAUUCAUCAAGUAAUGUUCAAGUGUGAUGAAAUUGGUUUUGGCUGCUUUAAAGCAUUAUUUCCCAAAUCAAGCUGACUGUAAUAAUUUGCCAGGAAUCAAGGGAGAGCUACUUAUUUAAAAAUCCACAUCCUUGGACCCAGUCCCCAGAUACACUGAUUCAUUCUCCAGGGGGAACCCGGUUGUGAGGAGUUUGUUGUAACCUAAAGUAAUCAGCUCAGAAGAUGUUCAUUGGGCGAUCUGGAGAGAAGGGACUGAACCUGCCAUGUACAUCGUAUGUAGCAGCUAAUAGGAAAUUAGCUUUCAUAGGUCUAUUUUUUAAAGGAACCUUAAAUUUAAAUCUAUUUUGGUAAAACCAAGACUGAAGAUAGCCACUUAUAGAAAUCCCUCUUAUGAUUGUUACUGAAAAUGUAUUUUCAUGUGUAAACUGCUUUUGAAUAUAUCAGAUUAAUUUAUAACUACUAUAUUGAACUGUGUGUUAAUGUUCAGAAAUAAUGCAUUCAAAGACUUUUCACUUUAAUAAGGAAAAUUGACUACCUACCCUGUGUCUGGCCUCAUGCUAACCAUUAGCUUUGUAUCAUUUCAGUCUUUUGUAAGAGCACUCUAUACUACAUAAUCAACCUCUUCUUUAAAUCAGAAUGGUUUCAUGAGAUGCAAAUAAAACUUGGUGACAGAUUUAACAUAAUUUUAAUCAUGAUUUACAAAUAAGCUUUGCAAUUAGUGGUCAGAGGGCAUUAAUUUUUCCCACCAUUAAGCUAAAUUAAAUAUAUUCCUUCUGAUUUUGAUUACAUUAUUAAACCCCAUUAUUCACACUAAAAGUAAUUGCUGUACUUUAUGUUUUUCAAAAAUAAAUACAAUACUACACAAAACUGUAAACCGAGUUCUUUAUUUUAUCUAUAGUAUUUUAGCAAAAAACUCAGGAAUACAACAUAUAAGGGAGACGUUAAUUUUAAAAUACCCACUAAAUUUAGUAUCUAUUAACCAACCAAAGCCUAAACUUUUAUAUUCUUCAGUUGGAUAAGAGCUUUUCCCCGAGUUUGAUUUGUCUUUAAGGAUAGUCAUUUGGCUUCUGAAUGUUUGAAGAUUUUUAAAAAUAAGUAGUGCUAUGGUUGUUGUUUCUAUAAUUCCAAACUUUGAUAGUAAUUGUACUACAUUUCAUUUUUAAAAAAUGAAUUUUAGUAGCUUCUGAAAUCAUGAACAUUUAUUAGCAAGGACAAAUUAGUAAUUUUAUUAAGUUAUACAUGUUUAAACAUUAGCUUAUUUCUCUUGUGUUAUUAGUACUGCUGUUUUUGCUUCUGUAUAUUUCUGUCUAGCUUUUGUAUGUAAUUUAUAUUUAGUGUUUAUAAAACGUGAUUUGUAAUAAAUGUUGUUAAAACAAAAA